GCAGCAAAAGUGCAGUGAAGGUGGCACGUCGUCAGAAAUAGAACGUACGUGUAUCUGUAUUCUGUACGUAAGACGUGUACAUGUGACGCUACUCUUCCUCGACCUUGGUGGUAUGUGCACAUGUGCCAUGGAGGUGAAGAAGGCUCACGCACGCAGGGCAUGGUGUGGUGAUAUCACUCUGCCGGUCAUUCUUCCUCCACCUUCUCUUUUUUCUUCUUUAAAGAGAGGAGAGUAUAUAUGAUGUGGGAAGGCAGAAGGGAGAGAUGCAAUCAAAGAAAUAGGAAGCAUUACGAGCAGCAAGAAAUGGCGGUGGUGGCGGUGUCUACUGGAUGAUCAGCACAGCAAAAGCAGAAUCUUUUGCCUGAGCUCUCCCUUCCGAGACCUCGAUCGAAGCGAGCGAGCGAGCCAGCAGGAGGCGAUUCCUGACCGCCGAUUGUUGACGCAAGUGGAAGAGUCGUCGCCUAAUGCUGCUUUAAUGCCUCCUCUGUGUCUCAAGUGCCGGAGCCGGUGGCGGGGAGGUGGGGUUGCCUAGGGUUCAGGAUGGGACGCCUGAGGAGUAGGACGUCGCUCUAGGUUCUUCUCCGGAGCUUUUAGUACGAGUUCUUGGGGGCCGAGCUCUGUCUUGCCGUUCGAGGUGGAGAUCCGAGGGGGAUCGUGUUUGACGUUGACGUCGGUUGAAGAAAAGGAGCUCUUUUUUUGGGUGCUUUUUGUUGAUAUUGUUGCUGGUUCAGCUUGAGAAGGGCGUUCCUGGGGUGAAAUCUAGGGGUUCCUACUUCCCCUUGGGUUGGGGCUUUGUUCUUCUCAAAUUCUUCGGCUUUACUGAGAGUUCAGCUUAUUUCGGCUUGCUUUUAAGGUUUCGAGAGAGUAAUUCCUGAUUGAAGCUUCAGGUUGGGUGGAAUUUUUCUGGAUUUGGGCGAGCAAUCUCUUCAUUGGUAGGGUUUCAACUCGGUUGCUUCAGUUGAGGUAGCUGCUGGGGACUUUUCUUUCAUCUGCUUUGUGGCUCGUUGGCUUUGUCUCUGUUGUCUGAGAAUCUGGUGAAGGAAACCUGUAGUUGUCAGCUGAUAGAUAAAGGAGGGAUUUUGCUUGGAAUUCCGAUAAGCUGAGACAUCGUAACUUCUGUAUUAUGAGAUUUUGACCUUUCUUGCGGCUCAGUAAGCUCUCUCGUGGGUACAGAAGAUGAGGCUUUCAUCAUCAGGUCUGGGCAAUCAGCAACAGGAAGAUACGGAAGAACAGAGGUGUCUGAAUUCAGAGUUAUGGCAUGCUUGUGCUGGACCUCUAGUUUCAUUACCCCCUGUUGGAAGUCGGGUGGUCUAUUUCCCACAGGGCCAUAGUGAACAGGUAGCUGCUUCAACUAACAAGGAGAUUGAUUCACUGCCCAGCUACCGAAGCUUACCUCCUCAGCUGGUUUGUCAGUUGCAUAAUGUUACUAUGCAUGCAGAUGUAGAGUCAGAUGAAGUUUAUGCCCAGAUGACAUUGCAACCACUGAAUCCAGAAGAGCAAAAAGAACCUUAUCUACCUACUGAAUUGGGUACAGCAAGCAAGCAGCCAACCAAUUAUUUCUGUAAGACAUUGACUGCAAGUGACACCAGUACGCAUGGUGGAUUCUCUGUUCCUCGUCGAGCAGCAGAAAAAGUCUUCCCGCCGCUGGAUUUUUCACUGCAGCCACCUGCACAGGAGUUGAUUGCAAUGGACCUCCAUGGCAAUGAGUGGAAGUUCCGUCACAUCUUUCGAGGUCAGCCAAAGAGGCAUCUUCUUACAACAGGAUGGAGUGUUUUUGUGAGUGCAAAGAGACUGAUUGCAGGGGAUUCCGUACUUUUUAUCUGGAAUGAUAACAAUCAAUUACUUCUGGGAAUUCGACGUGCUAAUAGACCACAGACAGUUAUGCCUUCAUCUGUAUUAUCAAGUGAUAGCAUGCACAUAGGGCUUCUUGCUGCAGCUGCACAUGCUGCCGCGACAAAUAGCCGAUUUACCAUAUUUUAUAACCCAAGGGCAAGUCCUUCUGAAUUUGUGAUCCCAUUAGCCAAGUAUGUUAAAGCAGUUUAUCACACCCGUAUUUCUGUGGGUAUGCGUUUCCGGAUGCUUUUUGAGACGGAAGAGUCAAGUGUUCGACGAUACAUGGGUACAAUUACAGGAAUUGGUGAUCUUGACCCUGUGCAUUGGCCAAAUUCACAUUGGCGCUCUGUGAAAGUUGGCUGGGAUGAGUCAACGGCUGGAGAGAGGCAGCCCAAGGUGUCACUCUGGGAGAUUGAACCUCUAACAACCUUUCCAAUGUACCCAUCUCCUUUUCCUUUUAGGCUUAAGCGACCAUGGCCUCCUGGAUUGCCCUCCCUCCAUGGUGGAAAGCAUGAUGAUUUCAGUCUGAGUUCACCUGUGACGUGGUUCAGAAAUGGUGGAAAUCCAGGACUUCAGUCACUGAAUUUUCAGGGUACUGGUGUUACACCCUGGACGCAGCCAAGGAUCGAUACAACGAUUCUUGGUCUGCCGCCUGACAUGUACCUUACAAUGGCCGCAGAUGGCAUUCAAGAAACAAGGACCAUGGAUCCCACAAAACAAGUAUCAUCUGCAAUGCUGCAAUUCCAGCAAAUACAGAACACAGCUAGCAUGUACUCUCCAAUGCCUCCAAGUCAGCUUUUACACCAUGGUCAAUCUCAACUUCCACAAGCCUUUCUUCAGAAUAUUCAAUUAAACCAAGUACAGAGCCAGUCUCAGUCUGAAUUUUUCCAGCAUCAGUUGCAGCAGGUAUACCCAUUUGGCAAGCAGAACCAACAACAGAUUCUGCAGCAGCAGCAAGCACUGCAGCAUCAAGAAACCCAACAGCAGAAGUUUUUGUCUGAUCAUCAACAAGUUCCUAGUGAAGCAUCAGUCUUCUCUCAACCUAUAUCUGAGCCCCAAUCUCAAUCAGCUACUAUGCAAAAUAUUUCUUUGAUUUCCCAGUCACGGAGCUUUUCAGACUCCAAUACUAACUGUGUCUCAACAUCUGAUGCCUCCCCGUUGCAUAAUAUUUUGAGUCAGUUUUCUCCAGGAGAAGCAUCACAUUUGCUUAGUUGGCCAAGAACCAACCAACUUGUUACUUCUGGUCCCCGUCCAUCAAAACAAGUGGCAGUUGACUCAAUUCUCCCAUCUGGAGCCCAAUGCAUGAUACCUCGGGUGGAACAAUUAGGUGUCUCAGAGCCUAACAUUUCUCAGCGGUCUGUUAUGUUGCCACCAUUUCCAGGAAGAGAAUGUGCAGUGAAUCAGGAUGGUAACAUGGAUGCCCGAAAUCAACUCUUAUUCGGAGUUAAUAUAGACUCCUCAUCACUUUUAAUGCAGAAUGGCAUGACAAGCCUCUGCAAUGUUGGCCGUGAAAGUGAUUCGACUGGCAUGCACUAUGAUGCUAGCAAUUUUGUAGGUUCCUCUGUACAUGAUUUUGCGUUGAGUCAAGCAUUGACAGGUUCCAGUGGUUUAGAGGAAACAGGAUUUUUGCAGUCUUCACAAAAUGCGGAUCAACUAAACCAGAAGGGUGGAACAUUUGUUAAGGUUUCCAAAUCAGGGUCCUUUGGGAGGUCACUAGACAUUACCAGGUUUAGCAGCUACAAUGAGCUGCGCAGUGAGCUUGGGCGUAUGUUUGGCCUAGAAGGCCAGUUGGAAGACCCCUUAAGAUCAGGCUGGCAGCUUGUAUUUGUUGACAGGGAGAAUGAUAUUCUUCUUGUUGGUGAUGAUCCCUGGCAGGAGUUUGUGAACAACGUAUGGUGCAUAAAAAUACUUUCGCCGCAAGAAGUGCAGCAGAUGGGCAAACAGGAUGUCAAUUUCCUGAACUCCGGCCCCAUAAAAAUGCUUCCAACCAAUGGUUGCGACAACUACAUCAGUCGGCAGGAUUCAAGAAAUCUGAGCACCAGGGUCGCAUCGAUGGGCUCACUGGAACACUGAAAACAAGAUUUGUUGGUAGCUCAUAUCCGUCCUUUCAUCUAUUUUUUUUCGCUGUAGUUUGUCAUUUUGGGUGCUCACAUGAAGCAUCAACUUAGCUAGCUUAAUUUACUGUAUCAUAUAUGACACCUGCCUAUAAUGUUGGUACAAACAUUUCAAUACUUGUUUUCUAGGAACAUUCAUGUGAAUGUAUGUUGUUGCAGUAAUUGACUUCUUGAUUUGCCUACCA
This is a messenger RNA of Musa acuminata AAA Group (dessert banana), 4132 nucleotides long. RefSeq names its product auxin response factor 17. NCBI's taxonomy places the organism in Eukaryota, Viridiplantae, Streptophyta, Magnoliopsida, Zingiberales, Musaceae. The coding region runs from base 1177 to 3906 and encodes 909 amino acids. Gene Ontology annotation, molecular function: protein binding; DNA binding. Gene Ontology annotation, biological process: regulation of DNA-templated transcription; response to hormone. The transcript has 15 exons. Gene Ontology annotation, cellular component: nucleus. The record is from RefSeq and is a predicted model, not a curated record.